Lymnaea stagnalis (great pond snail) is the source of this 16887-nucleotide messenger RNA. The record is from the annotation of a GenBank genome assembly. Lineage: Eukaryota; Metazoa; Mollusca; Gastropoda; Lymnaeidae.
CCGAAUUUCGGAAGUCAUAAAAAGUGUCAUGUGUUCAGAUGGCGGUGAUAAUGUAAACAAAAGUGGAAUGUUGAUUUAGUGAUAGUUAUAAAAUCCCAAUUUUGUCGAGGGCUUUUGUUGCCUGUUUUGAACUUUUUAUAUUUUUUUUUAGAAAUAUGAGAUUUUGAUUGAAAUGUAUAUAUGGAAUUCACAAUCCAAGAAGCUGAUAAGUGUACUCCAUUAUGCAGAAAAGAAGUAGGCAAAUUUAUAAUUUUUUGUAUUAGUAUUAGCCUUGGCCUUGGUCUUCAUCCUAAUUAAAUAUUUUUAUUCAUUAUACUUAUAUUAUGACUUAGUAGACACUUAGUCACACGUGAGCCCUAAAUGAGGUUAAAUGUAUCCCUCAGCUUCAACCUAAGCCUAACCUGAACCCUAAUUCACUGCGACUGCAACUAUAAUAAACACGCAAAUGACGUCAUGGCUACAACUCUCCAAAUAAGCCCAAAAGACUUAGUAGUAACUGAAUUCUAUAAGAGGUACAUAGAUGAUGGUAUAGGGGUCACCACUAUGGAGAGGAGUGAACUUGACCUGUUCAUUAACUUUGUAGGCUCCUUUCACCCCUCCAUUAAAUUCACAUCUCUUAUCUCUGAGACCUCAGUCAAUUUCUUAGACAUUACAGUCACUCUUCACAAAGACACCCUACACACCUCUGCCUACUUUAAGCCCACUGACAGCCAUAGCUAUCUACUCUACUCUUCAUCCCACCCUAAAUCCUGUAAGGACUCUAUUCCUUUCUCUCAAUUACUUCGUCUUCGUCGACUUUGUCGGUCGGAUGAGGACUUUUGGGACAAGGCACUUGAAAUGAUAGACUUUUUCCGGUGUAGGUCUUACCCGGAGACAGUACUUUCAUCAGCCCUCCAAAGGGUUAAGAAUAUUACACGUGCUGAUGCCUUCAGACCACGUCUGAGCGACAAUGUUGACAGGACAAAACUCAUUUUAACUUAUCACCCUCACAAUCUGAUUGCUAAACGUGUUUUCCUUAAACAUCGAUCUAUACUACUCGCAGACACCGACACACGAGAAAUUUUCUCUUCCCCACCUCUCAUUGUUUUCAGACGGGAUAAAAAUCUGAGAGACCUGCUUGUACGCAGUCGUAUCAAUGCUCCCCCCUCCCACUUUGGGACCAAGCCGUGUGGACGCAGUCGUUGCAACACGUGCCCUUUUGUCGUCCAGACUGAACGCAUACGUUUCCCCAAGGGCAGUUUUCAGAUACGCGACGGUUUCCUCUGUACAAGCCGCAACGUUAUCUACGCCAUUGUCUGCACCCGCUGUCAGAUGACAUACAUAGGGGAGACUGGACGCCGUCUCUCGGACAGGUGUACCGAACACCUCCGAAACAUUACACAAGAUAAACAGUGUCCCGUCUCCAAACACUUCAAUAGUAGCGACCACCGGGGCAAGGCGGACUUUUCAAUCAGUGCGAUUGUGGCUAGCACUAACACCGCCAGCCGGGUCAAUUUGGAACACAGACUUAUCCUGACUUACGGCACUUUGACGCCAGAUGGGAUUAAUGUUAUGUCUCUGUUCACAGCUUGACCAUAGCUCCGCCCCUCCACGUUCUGACCUAUCACAGUGAACUUUUUCUCCCCCCCUUUUUUUGCCGCUGCUUAUUUAAACUCUCACUCAUUUUCCUUCUGCCACACUUCAUUUGCUGCCCACAGAUACUACUUACCAGCUAAGUGCUAUUUCUUAUUUUUAUAACGUUUUUUCUGUUGUUUUGUUCGCUGACGAAGGCUUUCUGCCGACACGUUCGCUGUCUUGUUGCGUUUAAUUUUUCAGGUUUAACCAUACUCUGUUUUACUCAUUUUAUUUUGUACUAACCUGAUUGCAGUCUCUCCCCUUAUUACCCCAACUUUAUUGUAUUCCUCUACAUAUGCAGCAAGAAGUGUCAACAACCUGCGUUUUCUCCCUUCCCUCAACUAUAACAUGUGUGCUACAGUUACACACUGUGGUAAAAAAAAAGUAUAAAAACUAAGAAAAGCAAUACAAAAUAAUGAAAAUCCAAAUUACAGUUUCAUUGAAUACACUUUCAUGUACUUUAUUGCCGGUUUCACCAAAAUAAAAUCUAAAAGUUGUCUGCAAAAUCAAUACAAUGAACAUUUUCAAAAAUGCUGUAAAAUUUAAAUAUUAUAAUUAACCACCCAAUGACAUUAUAAUAUAAAACAUUUCACCAGCAUUAUAAUAUUUUAAAAAAGAAAAGUUAACUCUAAUAGCAAUCUAAAAAUAAACAAAAGGGAGAGAAUCCUACACAAAACCAAAGUGGUGCAGAUUGCAUAAAUUGUCACUCCAAAAAGUAGGGUAAAAACAUAUCUGCUAAUAUGGGGAGGGGAAAAGGAGAGAAAGUGUUGUUUUAAUUACUUACAAGAGAAAAUGAAUAUUAGGAAUAACACACAUUAGGAAAAAAUUAAAUAAAUAUUUUAGAAAAACCUUCAUUAUUAUUCAUAAAAAUCUAUAACUCUUUCUAACCUGAAUGCUAAGUCAGUAUCCCUAACUCAAGCAUAUAUUCCACCCUAAAUUUAGUGCCCCCUAACUUGAGCAUAAAUUUACUCCUAAAUUUAAACUCUCCUAACUUGAGCGUACAUCUUCAAACCUAAAAUCUAUGACCUAGUUCCUAAUGUCAACCCUAAAACUAUGUGUUCAUGUGCUACAGUUACACACUAUAGGGCCUACUAUACUGAGAAAAUUGUAAAUUUGAAUUAAAAGAUUAAAAUUAUUUUAAUUAAUAUUCAAAAUAAUGAAAACUCAACUUACAGUUUCAAGUAAUACACUUUUAAACACUUUAUUGCAGGCUCCAACAAAAAUAAAAAUCCUAAAGAUGAAAGAAAAGGCAAAAUCCAUAUUCCAAAAUGCCUGCAAUAUAACUUAUGUACCGUAUUAUAAUUAACAACCCAAUGAAAUAUUAAUUUAAUAAUCUAUUAAUCAAAAACAUUCCAAUCUGCGUAUUAAUAUUAAAAUAAUAAAAGCUAACUCAGAUAAAAAAGGGGGAGAGAACCCUACACAGAAACUCCAGGGUCCAGGUAUUAGAUAUUGUGAAAUUAUUUUUUUUCCAGCUCUUUAUAGAUGUUGUUUGUAAAAGAGUGUUUGGGGACGUAACUCAAAUUUUUAUUCUGCCUGGACAUAUCUUCAUUACCACAGACCAUGGCCGAAAACUGUUCACAUUUGAUUGCAAGCCUGUUUCCUAUCAGCAUGUAAGAACAAAAUAACAUUGAUCUGUUGUAUUAAGUAUAUUCCAUUUUAAUUUCAAAGCUUUGUUCACACUCAGAAUUUGUUACUUUUAUUUAUGGCUGGGCUUAUGUUUGGACAAAUUUCAAGUUUUUGUGACCUCAUGAUACAUACUGGAAAAGAAAGGGACGACAUGUUUCAUUUUCAUCGUUUUGGAUAAAGUUUUUUUUUACCUUCGGAUGACAAUGAACAUGAUGAAAUACCUCACUCAUUUAUCAUUGCACCUGCAUUGUAUUAGUUAACAUGGCUUGCUAACACAUUUUGAAUACCUGUAGGCCAUUUUGUAGUUCAAAAAUUUCUAAAGUAAGUUUCAAAUUUGAUUAAAUGGGGUGAUAUAUCAAAACAUCAUGAAUCUUAUAGAGCAGUGGUCCCCAAACUUUUUAUUGCCGCGGACCGGUCAACAUUUGAUAAUUUUACCGUGGCCCGCUGAGGGGUUGGGGGUGUUGAUUGUUUAUUUUUUGGAUUGUUUUGAUUUAUAAUUUUUAUUUUCCUUACCAGUUCUUUGGUCUUGUGUGGUUGGGAAGUAGCGCUCAAACUCUUAGAAAAGCAAAGAGAGUUGAUCGUGCACCAACUGGGAGAAUGAAUGCUCAAUCUCAGUCUCGCCUAAAGUCCCCGCUAAUGUUUGAAACAUGUCCAAAAUGCCUCUGUUCACGCGCCGUCCCCACAACUCCAGUUUGGCUUUAAACGCAGCUACUUUGUCUGCCGAAUUGAAAACAGUUGUCAUUUUCCCCUGAAGCAACAGAUUGAGUUUAUUAAGCAGGCUGAAUAUGUCACACAGGUAAGCCAGUUUUGCAACCCAUACCUUGUCACUGAAAUUUGCUGCCAGGGGUGACUUCUUUUCUGAGAGAAAUUUUUUCAAUGGCUCUCGUAAUUAAAAUACUCAGGUUAGCGAUUUUCCUCUGGAUAACCAUCUUAUUUCUGUGUACAAGAGAAGGCAUCUGUACUCUGCGUCCAUCUCCUCACAAAGCUGCUCAAACAGGGGCGAUUUAAGUGCGUGUUCUUUGAUGUGAUUAAUUAAAUCAAUUAAUACGCUGUUAAAUUCCGGUGACAUUUUGCGGCUUGCCAGUAUUUCCCUGUGAAUGCUACAAUGCGUCACAUUCACUCUCAGGUGCAACCUCCUUAAUCCGAGCCGUUAAACUAGACAGUCAACCGGUUAUGGCAGCAGCUUUUCCGUCUGUGCAUAUUUCGACACAAAAGGACCAUUUUAGUUGUCCUGAUAUAUAACCAUCCAGUGACUUGAACAGUUCUGCUCCUGUUGUGUUGGUUGGCAAAGAUAGUGCACAAAGCAAAUCUUCAUGCAUUUGCUCCUGAUAAAGAUAUCUCACAUAAACAAGUAGUAUUGCCUUGUCGUCGAUAUCUGUAGAUUCGUCAACCUGGAGUGCGUACCACGGUGAUGUAUUAAUCCUCUCCAAAAAUUGUGUCUCCAUGUCUUUGGCUAUUUCCUCAAUGCGCCUGGUCACAGUGCUAGCCGACAAAGUCACAUGCGCUAUCUUUUUAACAGCAGCCUCUCCUAGAAGUUCACGGCUAAUGUCUUUAGUGGAUGGCAAGAUCAAUUCUUCACCUAUAGUGAAUGGCUUUUUAGCCUUAACAGUACGGUUAGCCACCAAAUAUGAUGCUCUCAGUGCAUUCUCCUUUAUUGAUGGGGAGGCCCUCAGAAAUUUUGCUGUUCUUUGUGUUUCCGUUUUUUUUCUUUCAAAAUAGUCCAGUGCGCUUGGAGUUCAAGUGGCGAAGUAGUUUUGAAUGUUUCAUUGCCUCAUUAGAGAGCCGGUCGCCGCAAACUAUGCAGAGCGGGAUUGGUGUCAGAAUCACUGGUCCCUAUAAAUCCAUAUUUCAAGUAGGACUCAUGGUAUUGUCUUUUAAAAGUUUUAUGUCGUUUCUUUGGUGUUGAAGGCUCUUCUGUCACUUCAUUGGGCCUUUUCUUCAAUUUCGAAAAUCACGGUUUUCAUACAUCCUAUUGCAACCACUACUAGCUAGCUAUCGCUUUGAUAUUACUCAAUAGUAGCUGUAGUAUAGUAAUAUUUCUUCCACUGUAUCUUCAAUGUGCUAGUUCAGUGGUUCCUAGAAUGUUUGAUUCCCGGCGCUUAUGCCGAAUUUAGGUUUUCAUCAUUCCUUUGCAGCCCUCUCAGAUACUACUUUUCAGUUAAGUGCUAUUUUUAUUUUAUUCUGUUUUUUACUUAUGUUAGUACGCUGCUGAGGAAAUGCUUCACCUGGUGCGAAGCUGGAAAAUAGUGCCACUUAAUGUAUAGAAAAAGUGCCUCCUGGGCGGAUCAGUAAAAAAAAAGACGAUUUGUGUCCCCUUUCGUCUUUCUGAAGUAUGUGGGAUUUGACAUUUUUAGUCACUAUUAAAAUCAUAAAUAAAGAAGCAUUGGUGUCUGCUGUGACUGCCAUCUUUGCCCCAUUCUCAUGGCUAUGCCUGAGGGCAACAUGGCACCCAGAGCGACACAUUUUAUGGGGACCACUGGGCUGGCCAAAUUGUCUGCGGUAUAAACAAGCGACUCAUUUUUUUAAAAAUUGUUCAGCCCUCUGACAUCACAAUUACCCAUUAAAUUGUUUGAUGUCUUUGGUGUUUUUUUAUAGGGAUGGGGGCUAAAAGCUGCUCGUACAUACGAGUUGGGGGGUGGGGGAGUGUAAAAAAAAACUAAGCACAACAACACUACCCCCCUCCCCCUUUUUGUCGGUAUGGUUCCAGUUGCUGUGAGCCGUUGUGUCCGUACGUCCGUACUUAGCAUCCAGAAAAUCUGGUAAGCUAAAAAAUGGAAAUAAUUUAAUGUUUCUUGGGAGGCCCGGUACCAUUUGAUCCACGGACAGAUACCGGUCCGCGGCCCGGCGUUUGGGGACCACUGUUAUAGAGGAACUACAGCUUAGUCUUAGAGAGGAACUACAGUUUAGGCUUAGAGAGGAACUACAGCUUAGGCUUAGAGAGGAACUACAGCUUAGGCUUAGAGAGGAACUACAGCUUAGGCUUAGAGAGGAACUACAGCUAUUUGUUGCGGUAUUUAAAAAAAAAAAAGAUUGAAUUGAAAAAAUAAUUUAAUGAUUUUUAAGUAGCCAGAAACAAAUAUGAGCAAAUUCUUAGCAAGGAUUUAUAACUGUGAUGUGAAGCUGUAACAAAUCUGCCAUAUGAACAAAGCUUAUGUUCAUACCUAGAAUAUAUAUUUAAAAUUGCAUUAUAUUUUUGUUAGAUGCAAGAAUUUUAAAUUAUGUGAGCCUGAAAAUAUCUAUAAGUUAUUAUAACAAAUUAAAUCAAAAGGGAAAAGUUUAUCUUGUGAUAAAAUUUUAAUUCCUCUUUCAGAUCUUUGCUAUUGGAUGUCUUGAUAUUUCACCUUUAUCUUCACCACUUGCAGAGAUUUUAAUGAUAUCAUCUGACACAAGUGCUCUGGUCAGUAGGAGAGAUGUUAUGUUACCGGUACAUUAUUAAAAUAUUUUUAAUAUUUGAAUUAUAGUUAUGAGUUAUUAUAUAUAUUUUUAUUUAAUAUUUCAUGUCAGUUUCACCAUGAUGUCAUCUGCUCAAAGGUUCUUUUUCAAAAUAAUAUUAGAUUGAUAUUGGAGGACAUGUGAACUUUUGGAAGUUUGGGUCAGAUUUCAACUGGUCACACAUCAGUCAAAUUGACCUUUGUCUUUCCAAUACAUCUGCUGAACUGAUCAGUGUGACCUACCUGAAUUCAUUGAACAUUUUUUUCUGGUGUGAGAAAAUUCACAAGCAACUGUCGACAUCACCUCCAGGUGUUGCAUCUUCUCCAGAUUCUUACUGUAUCUGUCAGAGACAAAUCCUUGCAGGUAAGUACAGAAACUUUACUUGUGGGUAUGCACACAAACUUUAACAUUUUAAAAUUAAAAUGAUCCCAACAAUAAAUUGACUAAAAAAAUUAUGCUAAGAUUUGUGUCUGAAAUAACAAAGAUAAAGAUUUUUUUUUUACAUGACUAUUGACAAAAUUUUAUCAUCUGCAAUGUCUUCUAGCCCCUGAUUUACACAGUGAAAAUGACCAUAAAGAACUGUCUUCGAUCCUAUUACACAACUUUGCACCAUGUGAUUUAUUUGCCCUGGCCAGUGAUAUAUUAUUUGUGAACACCAGGUUAGUAUUUCGUCUACCACCACCAUAGAUGGAGUCAACCAAAUUUCAACCAAUUAAUUCUGGGGGAUAUAGCAGUAUUUUAUACAGAUGUCAUGGAUACCGUAUGUUCCACACAAUGUUAACAAUUUGAUAACGGUAUUGUCUUUUUAAUAUACAGAUUAAGUUAAGCCUAUUGAAUAUCUUGAAAUAUUCUUAAGCGCAUUUUACGUUUAAACUCCAUGGCUUAUUAUAAUUCGAUGAAAGUAAUCAAUUACUUCAAAUAGGGACCUUCCCCGAAAGCUAUCACAAAUGUGAUAUUAAUUUUUUUUUCCCUAGGCAUGAUUAUGAUCAAACAUCUGUGUAUCUUACAUUUGACUUUCUCAAUGGCCAAGUCAGCAUUUUUAUAGGAGAUGAAUGUAUUUGCCUGCCUGUGACACCAGCCAUGGACUUUAAUGAGAUGCUUUUAAACUGUUUACCACAACUUGUCAAGGUUUUUACUAGUGCAUUUAUUACAAAUACUUGUUUACUUAAGUGAAGGUCUUGUUAAUCAGAGAAGUGAUAAAUCUGCUCCUGUGAUUUGAUUGGUUCUAUAGAAACAAUACUUUGGUAAUAUGAUUGGUAAUCGCGGCAAUGUUUCUUGGCUCUACCAAUCUUAUUAUGAAGUAAUUUAUUUUAGGAGUAACAACUAAAACAUACACUUAGGCUCGUUUUACGUCUGUUUCAUUUAUAUAAGCUCUCUUAAAAUUACAAUUUCAAAAGAUGAUUAUAAGUAUUUGCAAAUAAUACUAUUAUUUCAGAUACCCCCAGGUAAAGGUGACCUCGGUGUCAAAGUUGAUGUUCAUGAAGGUCAAGUAGCUGUAUUAAAUUCAGGAGGUCAAGUGGAGUUGUAUAAAUGUUAUGGUAAUUCUUGUCAAUUUUAUUGAUACAGUCUUUAGCAGUUUAAAAUUUUUACAUACCACUGUUGCUUUCUUUAAAUGGCAGACACAAGAUAAUAUGGGCAUUAAUAUCUAAGAACAUAACAAAAACAUUAUGCAGAAGUGUCAGCUUCUUCUCUACCCCACAAAAGUUUGCAUGCCCCAAUGACCCACAGGACCUUGUAUGCCCCAAUGACCCACAGGAGCUUGCAUGCCCCAAUGACCCACAGGACUUUUCUUUCCUGUACAAUCUCUGAAUUUCUUACGCGGUUGAAGUGGGUAUUUAAAUUGUCUUUAGCCACAGGCCACUUAGUAAAUUUAAAAAAUCCAUUUGUUUGGAUCAAAAAAAAGAAUCUUAUCUAAUCUUAGUCUCACCUUUUUGUGGUGUGGAUGGUUGCCCUUUAGGAGGGAUGGCAUCCUGUCUUAUCACUCGAACGCUAGUUGGUGGGUGAAAAUUGCAUCAAGUGAGCACACUCCACACCUCAAAUCCAUUAGUGUAAGCAUGAUCCCUAACCUUGCCUGAAAUAAUCUUCAUUCUGCCUUGCACUGAACCAACUAUUGACAAACCACUUUGCACUGUUAUCUAGGUGAGCGUUCCCUGAACAGAGGUCUGUGGACUAGCACGAUCCACAAGCCUUAUGUUGUUAGUCAAUACAUGAAUGUGUAUGGUCAAAUGAAAAGAAAAUAAAAUUAAUAAAUCUGGCACCGGGCCCCGGUGCAAUUUCUAAACUUAAAAGUUUGGGAAACGCUGAUCUAGUUAACACGCUGCAUGUGUAAUGGCCUGCGAACCAUGAAUAAUAAACAACUGCAUCUGCCUUGUCCAAAAUUAAGUCAUCAUCUUUAUUUCGUCAUUAGAGUGAACGCUAGAAAUUAAGUCAAGUUAAGGUUUUGUCAAACAGCACAUUUUAUUUUUUAUCAGAUUUAGGGAAAAGGAAAGUGACAAGAAUGUUAUUCAAGCUCAGUGGCUCUUGUUUUGAUCAUCCACAAUUAAAAAGCCAUCAGUGGUUUCUACACAAAGGGCAUUUAGGAGUUUUUGAUAAUGACACCCUGUAGUAAGUAGAAGAUGUGGUUGACUUUUUUUGUGUGCAAUGUGUUACAUUUGUCUGUACAAACAUAGAAAGGACACAGAGAUCUGUGCAAAAGUUCUAUAGGUCUAUACAAGAGUCCCUAAGACCAGUGAUUAUUUCAUCCUAGCAUUUUAUUUACUUGCCAUAAUUUUGUAUAACUCAAAACAACUCAAAACUGCUAACUUUGUUCUAAUAUAUAUGAGGUUAUUUCAUUCAUCCGAGCAAAGUUAACAAUUUUCUUUUUUUUUUAGUUUUCCACUUAUUAUGAAAUAUAGUUUUAUUUUAUUCCAGCAUUUUCAAACUUGAUCCUGUUGCCAAAGUUUCUGAGUCCCGACUGGGUGUCUUCGGUGUUGACCUUGUGAUACAAAGUCCUUCAAUAUCAAUCUUAUCUUGGAUUUUAACUUCAGAUCAACUUUUUGCCCUUCAGGUUAUUUCCCUUUCUUGGUUCUCUUAUAAAUUCUUAGAUAAACACUGAAUUAACAUAAAGAUAUAAUUAGAUGGCACAAAAUCCCAGAUAACAUAAAACCAUUAGUGGUUAGUUGAAUGUUGUCAUUUCUAAGAUAAUUAUUUUCUUUCAAAUGUAAAAUUUCUAAAGUUGUUUUUAUUUAAUAUUUGUUUUUUGUAAUCUGAAGACUGUAAAAUAUCAACACUUAAGAUGGAAUGUAAUUAGAAAAUGUUUUCAUUAUUUGCAUUUAAAUUCAGGGAGUGGACAUCAAAUCAAAAGAAAUGUUUACAUCUUUGGACAAUUUGCCAAACGACGGUAGCUUACAGAAUGACAUCUUAAAGUUGGCUCGCUUACAGGAGGUGAAUGGUUAAACAGAAAACAAGUCAUCAGUGUGUUGGAAGAUGAGUUUUUAUCAAAUCUUUGAUCCAAUAGAGGUCAAAUCUUUGAUCAAUUAGAGGUCUUGAUGUCAUUCAAAAUAGUCAUGUGCACAUCUCAACGAUAGUGAACAGGAAAUAGAUUGUAAGGAAAAAUAGCACAUAGUUUCUUAGAGAUAUCAGAACUACAAGACAGGACUAAACAAUUAGUGUGUCACAGUGUGCGGAUAGCAAACUUUCAACAGCAGAUGUUACAUUAGUGUUUAUCAUGUAACAAAGAGAUAAUAUCCAAACAGACAUAAAUAAUACUCUUCAUUUCUUAAAAGUUAGAUUUUUUUCCUGGUGGGAUCCCUGGGUGGCCAAAAGUAAUUUAAUUCAGUGGUAGCCGGCUCACUGGCAGAAAUGGGAGGCAUUCAUACAUUGGAUAAGUAAACAAGGGAGAGGUGGGAGAUAGAAUCAAGCAGCGAAAACAGUUAUACAAUCCAACGUGUUGUAAUGACAUAUGCAAAUGUCAUGCAUGAGUAACCCAACCCUGAUGAGUAGGAAUAAUUUGACAUAGUUAACAGCUGUAACUAGAGAGACAGCAUCUUCGCCCUUCUGGAGUCACAAGAAUGUGUCAUUUUUUUAAAUUAGUUUUUUUUUUCUUUCUGUUGAAGCUUAAAUUAGCAGGCUACAGUUAUGACGUCAGUCAAGACCUCAACAGGUUGAACAAAACUAACUCAGAUGAAAAACAUGUACAGAAUCAGUCACAGCUUGCAAGUCUCAUGGGUUGGUUUUUUUAAUAUUCAUUACACUAGGUGAUUUCUCAGAUUAAAAGUAAGUCUUAUCAGCAUUUCUCAACUGUGAAAAUGCCAUAAAGUAAUGUUCGAGUACCGCUGAAUAAUGAUUUUUUUGGCUGAUUUUUAUACACUUAUUUCUGGCAUAUAUUUAUUCGAAUUAAUAUUUUGUUUCAAUUCAAUGAUUUCCUCAGAAUUUUGUAAGGUUGGAUACUCUCAUUAUUUUAGUUACUAUUUUGCACUUAGAUAAUAAAAGGCUGCAUUUAUCUUUUUCAAAAAGUUUUCCUCCAACCAUGAAGGUUUAGUCUUAUUUUUGAUUUAUUACUUAAGCAGAUUUAGUUUAAUUAAAAUGGAUUAGUAUUUUUCUAUACCUUCUUCAAUAUUGUGAUUGACUUUUGUUGCAGCUCCUUAUCUGGAAGAAUUUUGGCGACUUGAAAACUUAUCAAAGGCUCUUGUUGAUUCGAAAACAGUUAAGUUUAUUACAGAAAAAUAUCUAAGAACUUAAAUUCUAAAAAAUAUAACAAUAAUCUUUUAAAAUUUGAAGUCAUUAAUGUUUUUUAUUUUUUAACUAAAAAGAUAAUGGUAAAUCUCUAUGUUCCAGAUUACAAUAAAACCAGAGAUCAGGUCCACGGACUCCAUGGUACAAAAUUUGAUGGGAAACAGAAGCAUCUCUAGGCCCUCCAGACAUGCACUAAUGCUUUGGCUAUCUAUGAUUUACCCCCAGCAACUCCUCGACUACCUGUGUCAGGGUGUCACAGUUGAGAAUGGUAAGCUCUUUCUCUCACUCUCUCCCCCCACCUCCCCUCUCUUUUUAAAGCAAAUACUGGACCGGCUGUGACAGGGUAUUAUUGUUGGAAAUAGUAUAAGUAUAAGAUAUCAUUGGAGAAAUAGAAGUUUGCUUGCUUGAACUUUUGUGACAAAAUAUCUUUUACUGUAAAUAGUUAAUUAUAGACUAAUAUAAUAAUAGAUUAAAAUAAUUUUCAAAAUAACAAAAAACAUUUUAAAAAACCUGCAAUAAUCCAUUUUUCAUUUUUAAAAUUGUUUUUGUAUUUGGUCAAAGCUGUUGUUGACCCACAGGAAAUGACACAGUGGCAGUCACUACUUGGGCUGGACGGAAGUGACCUCAUGAACUUUGAGUUUGUCUGUCGGCUUUUAUUUCAACUUCAUCCAGAAAAGUUGGUAAGUAUUUGUGAUACCUUCAUAACUCCAGUAGCAUUUUUAUUAUUAUUACUACAAUAAUAAAAUGAUUUGUAAAUUGAAGAAUGUUUCUUUCCUUUCAGCUGAAUUUUGUGAAAUGUGCAGAAAGUGUUGGUGAACACAAUGUUGGAGUGUCUGCUUUUGUCCGCAAGAAACAUUCUGUAAGUUAGAUCUCUUUCUUUAACUCAUUCCCGACGUUUGCGACUAAAUGCGUCUUUUACGGGUUUCGCCGGAUGCGUCCAAAUGCUUCCCGGCGCAUAGCGACACACCUCUCUCAUAUCUAUUUAAAAAUAGCAAUGAAAUCUCGCAUCCCUCGAGACAUCCGGCUAUGGCGUGGUUCAGCGUGAUUUUAAUUUAAAAAGCGGAAGUUUUUAUCUUGUUUCACUUUAAAACUACGUGUGCUUUAAUACGGCGCGUCUAUAUGUAGCAUGUGUUCGUCCGACGUGCCGAAAAUCGAUGUUUUGGUCAUUGUUCGUUCUUUUUCCCCUCUAAUGUUAUAUUUAUAUUAAACCUUAUUCAUUUUUUGUUGCAAUUGUUCUUAAUUCGUUAACAUUAAAUAAUAUUUAGUAGCUUAAAUACAUUUUUAAAAAAUGUAAACAAUUUCAAAACAGGGUUACUUCCCUUUCUCAGGCAAAUAAAUUAAAUACGGAAGUAGCAUUGCAGGAGGGAAUGAGUUAAUUAGUUUGACUGAAUGAUUACUGAUUGAUGCCCGUAUUAUUUGUAUUUCAUUUAUCUGUUAAAUGUGUUGUUUGGGCUUGAUAUCAAUGUCAUUUUAUCCCUCAGUUAACCUUCAUGUAAACUGUUUGUUUCUUACUGUUCAUUUGUUAAAGAGUAAGAAAUUAGAAAAAUUUGGUCAGGAAAAGCUACAUUAUGGUCACCUUAACAAAUAACAAACAGUGUAUGAAUAUGCUAUAAAAUUGACAAAGAUUGCCUUCUUUUUGAUGGUCAAGUGACAAAAUGAAGUGGAAACCAUUUUUGAUGAUGUCAAGGGAUAAUACCUUUGAUUCUUAAAUGGGUCAAAUAAAAAAAGAUUGAAUAAAAUUAUGGCUGAUUAACCCUCCAUUACAAUCUGGCAUGUUGUUAAAGUCUCAAAGCAAAAUUCAAUUUACAAAUUAUGUUUCAAUUACUCUAUUACAGCUGAUAUACUACAAAAGUGCGUGUGACUGUCUCCCUGAAAGUGAUAUGUCAGUUAAUCCUAAGAUGGCUGCCAGGGUCAAGGCCAAACUGAUCUUAGCAUGGUAUAGUUUAUUUAAAUGGAUUCUCUAAUAUAAUCAUUCAUUUAAAUGGAUUGUUUUUGUGUGAAUGUUUUGGAAAUUUCAAUUUUUAAUUUAUGUGACAAAAUGUAUGUUGAGGAUUCUAGACAUUAUUCAUAGUCAUAGCUUUAUUUUGAACUCAGGGCAGCAUAGUAAACAAAUGUACAACACCUAAUUUGGGUAUAUUACUCAGGUAUUAACAUCAUGGAAGUUAAGUUUUAUUUAUAAAAAAAAAUUGUAUAGUGAAUUGAACAUUCUCAUUUUAUGUACAUUCUAAUUUUCCAGUAAUUUUUAUAACAUUGUAAUGGGGGUCAUUCUGGAUUCUCAACUCAACUGACAACUCUGUUUUAGGUCCUUGGUUGCGGUUAGUCAAUCUUAGUUAAACACAUUAUCUUUGUGUUUGAUGUUAGAUAAUCGCAGUACAUUUUACUCUUCCUCAGUGAAGGUAACAAUUGUGUAGAGACAGCUUUGAAGCAAUUUUUGCAAAAUGAAUUGUGGUCAGAUGCGAUUGAGUUGCUGAGACAAGAGGCCAAUAAUGAAGAGAAAUUGUCCUCUUACAUGUACAUCACCAUCAGGGCCUUAUCACAGGUAUGUAAAAUGUCAAUUAGGGUCUUUUUGUUUACAUCUGAAUCAUGCAGGACACAAACAAAUUCUAACAACAUGGUCAGUAAUUAAGAUGUAUGUCAGUAUCAGUAAUUAAGAUGUAUGUCAGUAUCAGUAAUUUAGAUGUAUGCCAGUAUCAGUAAUUAAGAUGUAUGCCAGUAUCAGUAAUUAUGAUGUAUGUCAGUAUCAGUAAUUAUAAUGUAUGUCAGUAUCAGUAAUUAAGAUGUAUGUCAGUAUCAGUAAUUAAGAUGUAUGUCAGUAUCAGUAAUUAAGAUGUAUGUCAGUAUUAGUAAUUAUAAUGUAUGUCAGUAUCAGUAAUUAAGAUGUAUGUCAGUAUCAGUAAUUAAGAUGUAUGUCAGUAUCAGUAAUUUAGAUGUAUGUCAGUAUUAGUAAUUAAGAUGUAUGCCAGUAUCAGUAAUUAUGAUGUAUGUCAGUAUCAGUAAUUAUAAUGUAUGUCAGUAUCAGUAAUUUAGAUGUAUGCCAGUAUCAGUAAUUAAGAUGUAUGCCAGUAUCAGUAAUUAUGAUGUAUGUCAGUAUCAGUAAUUAUAAUGUAUGUCAGUAUCAGUAAUUAAGAUGUAUGUCAGUAUCAGUAAUUAAGAUGUAUGUCAGUAUCAGUAAUUAAGAUGUAUGUCAGUAUUAGUAAUUAAAGAUUCUGCAACUGUAUUUAAAUGUGCUUAUAAAUAUUUGUGGUUUAAACUUUGUUUCCAAAGAACAAUAAUUUCUUCUUUUUUUUUAUUGUAUAACAGACUGCGGCGUAGGGAAGGCGUAGCAAAGUUUAUUGAUUCACUAGUGACAAGCUCAUUUAAUCUCAAGACUAAAUAACUCUCUGAGACAAAGCUCAUCAAACUUAUAGGACAAAACAGUUUAUGUCAUUCAACAAUUAUUCUGCAGAUACACAAGGAUCUGAAAUGUGUUUUAGUGUGUUCAAUUUGUGAUCAAUGUGUGAAAACAAAAGUUUAUAGAAAAUGUUCACUAUGUUUUUCAGAGCCCCGAAUUCAGCAAAUUUGUUCGUGAACUGUUUGAACUGAUGCCAUCAUGGAAAUGGUAUGGAAUUACACUGCUUUAUAUUUGUCCCUAUUAAUUUUAAAUAUUUAACAAAAUGGAUCAGAUUUAGUACUGAGCACAUGUUUUAUGGAUGCACUGAAAGAUAUAAUAAAUGAUUACCUUAGGCAAACAUUUUUGCUUAGUUGCACAUUUGACUUUGAUUAUUCUGAUGAUGGCUGUUUUCCCUGUGCGUCUGCAGAUAAGGCAAAACUUGCUGUUUCACCUCCAUCCCUUUAUUUCGCUGCUGUCAUAUUCUUACUCAAGCUCAACACUUAUGCUUUUAUCAUAACUGAGUUUUUACUUUAAAUCUUUAUUCGUUUGUUUGAUAUUAAGAUUUUUUAAGAUUUCAUUUAGCAGAAAGAAUGAAAAAAAUUCAAUUAUCUAAAUUUCAACUGCUGUCCGUUUAGAGAAAUGUAUAAACCAUUUGGUCCUGCCAUAUUCAAUUUUCAAAGCACAUGGUUUGAUGAAAUGUUCUUUUAAAAUAUAUGUACAAAUGAUUUGAAAUUGUUUUAUUUCCCUUCAGUUUUCUGACUUUCUCUCAUGUGGCCACAGAGCGUCAAGAGAUACGUCAGCAACAGUUAACUGCUUCAGUCAGAGAUAUAUUUGCAAAUGAGACAUUUGGUGUCAGUUUAGCUUCAGUUAAACCAUUUUUGUUAGAUAUAAUCAAGGACAUGUAAUUCCAGUACUUUGUUUCAUUGUCUUCAUCCAUGACUCAUGACUAAAAUCUACAAAUUGUAAAAUGAAAAUAAUGUUAACAUUCCUCGCACAGGAAAUUCAUUAAAUAGCAGUUAAUUAAAACCAACCCUAAAAACAAAGCUUUCAUAUAAAUCCUUUAUAAUAAUUUAUAUGCAUUUAUGUCAUUGCACGUGAUUUAUCAGUUAUGUAAUUGUAGCAACUGAUGUUUGGUAUGGUAUAGGAAUGGUUUUUAAUCAAGCUUUAGUGCAUGUUAAACCUAAUAAUAAUAAAGAUAUAUUUAAACUCAAAUACGACACAAUACAGCUACACAAUUAAUAUCCGCACCAAAACAAGCACCCGUUGAACAUAUUAACCGUCCUCCUUCCCCCUCCCCUUUGAAAAACAGGAAAAACUGAUUUAUGGGGGUAGGGAUGAAAAUAUGAUAGAAUGUGUUGUCAUGUGUUGUGCCAAGUUUCAUUUCGAUAUUAUGAUGGGAAGUGGCCUAAUAGCCUUCUGAAGAUUUUGUCAGAAAGGAACACACUUUUGCCACAAAGAAACACAUGAAUGAGGGAAGUUAUAAUUAAAGAUUUUUUAAAAAUAAUUACACUUAUUUAAUAUCGCUAGAAAUUUAUUUAAAUCUACUAAAAUUUGAACAUAUCAGUUUUUGGUGUUUUUUUACCCAAAUUGCCUAAUGCAAGGAUUGAAUUUUUAAGCUAAACUAUUUUUUUCCAUGUCAUAAUAUUACAGUUUGCAUUUUGAAUGUUGAUAAUAUAAAUAUAAAACAAAUUUUGCUAUUGACAUGAAACUAGUUCUUAUGCGUCUGUAUUGAUUGGCGUCAUUAAGAUGAAUGUUAUCAAAAAAAGUCACUUGCAAGUUGUGCUAUUUCCUCAGAGGUUUUUGAACAAAAUCAAAUACUGCUCUAUUAUCCAUUGAAGAAUUUUUCUAGAAGUAAUUUUAAACAUUUUGUUUAAAUGUUCUGUUUCCCGGAUAAUUUUCAAAUAUGCUAAUUAAGCUGGAAUGGAGUACCAGGGAUUGUAGAUGAUAAGUUCCUUUGAUAAGAUGUGGGAGUAGGAUUUGAAAUUAAUCUCUUUUUUGUUGAUGUAGCUGUUGCAACUCAUGGUGUAUUUUAAUAAUAGAAUACUAUAUUGAUUGGCUUUUAAUGAAAUGUUAUCAUUCAUAAUAAACAUGUUUUAUUUAAAUGCCUUGUUAAUAAAAUUGAAUAAGCUCCU